Messenger RNA from Penicillium atrosanguineum, 798 nucleotides. RefSeq names its product kinetochore subunit FTA4 family protein. The coding region runs from base 1 to 798 and encodes 265 amino acids. Gene Ontology annotation, cellular component: Mis6-Sim4 complex. The transcript has 3 exons. The record is from RefSeq and is a predicted model, not a curated record. Lineage: Eukaryota; Fungi; Ascomycota; Eurotiomycetes; Eurotiales; Aspergillaceae.
AUGGAUUCGACUAGAACAAUAUCGGAAUUAAAGUCGGCAUUUGUACGAAGCCAGGUUCGAAUCCUCUCUGAAAAACUCGAGCUCCCCCGAGACUGGCGAAGCUAUGCGGUGGAGACUGAGGAGGGCGACCUUGGCGAGAAGGUGAUUGAAGACGUACUGCACAAAGGUAUGUUCCCUGUUUCCCGUGAUACGAGCCUCUUUUAUGAAACUAUUGGACUUCCAUGCGUGCCUAUCAAGAAUGCGAGUACUAAGUUACCACCAGUCAACGCGACUGCGAAACAACAUAAUCGCGUUGUCUAUUCUUCGCAAGCAAUCCACCAUGUGGCCCACCAGAUUGCUACUCUCUACUGGUCCUCCAUCAGCCAAGAAAAUUUCCUCGACGCUAUGCUUCAUCUCGAAUCCUCACCGACAUUGCUUAGGAACAUUACCAACCUACCAUUGGAAAUCGAGUCUCAGGGUGCAGGCCACGAAGAGACUGCAAGAUACCAGCAGCUCCGGGAGCGACUGGCUAGUCUGGACCAGCAACGCCAGCAACGACAACGGCGGUUGGAUCAACUACGACAUUUACAAAGACUCACCGAGCCAUUCAAGGAUCCCCAGAAGAAUAUUCAGCCCAAUCUUGUCACACGAGACGGCGAGCUGAUUCAAGAAUUGGAAAAGAUGCGCAUGCUCGUGGCGCGAGUAGGGGGGAGGAUUGCACAGCAGAAGAAAAGCAACAACUUUCAAGAGGACCAAGAGUACCUCCUGCCCGGGUCAGACCGGAGAUUGGAGGCCCUACUGGACACAGGUAUGACUUGA